This is a messenger RNA of Anopheles nili, 1138 nucleotides long. RefSeq lists its product as uncharacterized. The coding region runs from base 1 to 1125 and encodes 374 amino acids. Gene Ontology annotation, cellular component: nucleus. The transcript has a single exon. Lineage: Eukaryota; Metazoa; Arthropoda; Insecta; Diptera; Culicidae. The record is from RefSeq and is a predicted model, not a curated record.
AUGUUUCGAAACAUGUUUUUGUUGGCGUAUAGUAAACAGAAAAUAUUGUGUCGUUAUUACGCCAGAAAAGCUAAAAAUCCUGGCCUAGACAGACGUGCUGCUUUACUGCCCGAAAACGCAAAUACGGAGGACUACGAGAGCUUGGAUGAUAGCGAGUCAAACUUUUACCAGGUUCAUAAAAGCCACAAGCAGUACGAGACAGAACAAGCACAGCACCGAGAUCGGCUGCAAACAUGGAUUGUUGGCAAUAAGUAUUUUAAGACGAAACAGCUAAAUUUCCUUACCUGGUCUGAGAAAGAACAGAUACGGUACCUUCAUGGGUAUGAUCCGGAGGAAUGGAGCAUAGACAAAUUGACCGAAAGUUUUCCGGCGGACCGAUAUACGAUUGCCAAAAUUGUGAAGACAAAGUGGCAACCAAAGGAUAACAAGCGAAUGGAACGACACGAUGCGGUGGUGAAAGAAAACUGGCAAAUGUUCCGCAGUGGUCGUAUUAAAAAUAUUGAUUCGGGAUUUGCACAGCAUUUGAACAAAUUCAUGCAACGCAACACCAGCGAAACAGAUCAAUUGCUUCCAAAAAGUGAAUCAAAGCGUCUGUAUGAAAUUCGGCCACUGCCGGAAGGAGAAUUUAGUGCUAUCGUUACAAGUUGUAAAAAGUAUCAAUCAAAGAACAACGAAGAUGAGAGCCAACAAGCACUAUUAUUGGAAGAAAAACAUCGACCAGAUGAGCCCUACGUGUCCAGUAGUGCCCCAAAACAGGACACAUUUCUAAUAGGAAACAUUCAAAAUACUCAGCAUAUAACACUGACUGCUAUUAAACAACAAGCUGUGAACCGUAAUCCGAGUACGGACAGUAUGAAGCAUGAAUUGCCGAACUCUGAGCUAGAUUUAGGAACGAGUAUCAUGGACAGACUGGAAAAUAUUCACAAAAAGUAUGCAACAGUGGAGCUUUCCGAUUCUACAACCAAUGCACAUAGUGCAAAAGUGGAAGACAUUAAAGAAUUUAUAAAGAUUCCUAAAAAGUUACACCGGAAAGGAGCUACCUACCAGGUGGAUGAUUGUUUUUACGAUGACGACGGUGAGUUCCUGUACCGUGUGCCCGGUAUGAACAGAAAAAGGAAACAAUAAACCACGGCCAGUU